AACGAGUGCGAGUGACGAUUCGAGUACGGCCUCCUACUGCAGAGGAGGCAGCCAGCAAUGGGGAGUUCGCGAUGGACAUUUCCCCCGACGACAGCACCGUUGUCCUUCACAGGAGCAACGGUCAGCUGGAGCAGAUGGAGUUUGAAUUCGACUCCGUUCUCCCUCCAACGGCCACUCAAGCGGACGUGUAUCAAGUCGCCGCGAAGCCCGUCGUCGCGGAUGUGCUGAACGGUUACAACGGCACGGUUAUGGCGUACGGUCAGACCGGUGCGGGAAAGACGUACACGCUCUCGAGCACCAAGCCUCCGCACCUAGGGAUCAUCCCGCGAGCAGCUGCUGAAGUCUUCGUGAUGGCGCGAGCGGACCCGACCCACACAUACAGGGUGUCGAUGUCGUACAUUCAAAUCUACAUGGAAAUGAUUCAAGAUCUGCUGCGUCCAUCGAGCUCCAACAUGCAAAUACGGGAGAGCGAGAACGGGGUGUACAUCUCGGGGGUGGAGGAGGUGGAGGUGACGUGCGUGGAAGAUUGCCUCAAGCUGCUGGCUGUGGGCGAGAGGAACCGCACCGUCGCCUUCACAAAGAUGAACGCGCACUCGUCGCGCAGCCACGCCAUCGCGAUCAUCACAGUGGAGAAGAAGCGGCGGAAGGAAGCGGAGAGCAGCGACUCUGAGGCGCAUUCCGGGCCUGCAACUGCUACAGCGGGGCACGGGAGCGACGAGCACCGCAAGCCAGAGAAGAAGGACAAGAUUCUGGUGGGGAAGCUCUUUCUGGUGGACCUUGCAGGCUCAGAGCGGCUCAAGAAGUCAGGGUCGGAGGGUCUCAGAGCCAGCGAAGCCAAGAGCGUCAACCUGUCCCUGACCGUACUAGGGAAGUGCAUCAACGCCCGAGCAGACCCCCACGCGCACCAUGUGCCAUUCAGGGACUCGAAGCUCACGCGCCUGCUGCAGGAGUCGCUGGGAGGCAACGCCAAGACAUCGCUGGUGAUCAACGUGGCGCCCACCGUCCACCAUCUCAACGAGUCCCUCUCCUCGCUACUCUUCGGCUCUCGGGCGAUGGAGGUGAAGACGAAGGCGAUGGUGAACGAGGAGGAGGAGUACCGCAUCCUCACUCGCACGCUGCAGGAGACCAUCGACGAGCAUGACGACCGCGUGCACUCCCUAGAGGUGGUGGUCUAUUCGCAGGAGGAGCAGCUGUCGCAGGCCAAGGCGAGUCUGGAGGAGCAGAAAGAACUGGUGGAGACGCUGCAGGCGGAGAGGGAGGAGAUGGAGCAGAAGCUGGCUGACGGGGUUGCUGCAGUGGAAGAGGAGUGGGCUGCCAAGUUGGAGCAGGCUGAAGCGGAAGCGACGCAGCGAAUGGAGGAGGCACAGCAGACCUUCACCGAGAAUCUCUCCAAGGCCACGGAGUGCCUUACGAUGGAACGGGACGAUAUGGCCAAAGAGCUGGCAUCGGCCCGAGAAAUGGUGCAGCGGCUGGAGCAGCAGCUGAGGGAGGCGCAGGAGGAGAAGGGGCACCUGGAGGAGGCUUUGCUAAUCGCUUCUGAAUCAGGGGACGGUGCUGAUGGCACUGGCGCUGGGCUGCAGCUGUUGAUGACUGAGAAGGCGGCACGGCAGCAGGCAGAGCAGGAGGUGGCAGCAUUGAGAGGGGAGAUGAGCCGUGGACGGGUGAAGUUGGAAGAGACUGAGAAGAAGCUGGCACAGCAGAUAGAGGAAACCACACAGCGUGUUGAGCAGGUGAGGGCGCUCAAGGCGGAGAGCAAGAGGCUGAAUGAGCUCGUGGUGGCAACCAGCAGGGCGCUCGUGGCAGGAGCAGCCGACGCUGCUGGCAGGGCUCUGUCCUCCCUUGAUUACCACUUCUGUGCUCCCAAGAUCAAGACCUGA
Messenger RNA from Closterium sp. Naga37s-1, 1877 nucleotides. The record is from the annotation of a GenBank genome assembly. Lineage: Eukaryota; Viridiplantae; Streptophyta; Zygnematophyceae; Desmidiales; Closteriaceae.